Messenger RNA from Magallana angulata, 888 nucleotides. Its product is annotated as putative universal stress protein SAUSA300_1656. NCBI's taxonomy places the organism in Eukaryota, Metazoa, Mollusca, Bivalvia, Ostreida, Ostreidae. The transcript is spliced from 4 exons. The record is from RefSeq and is a predicted model, not a curated record. The coding region runs from base 127 to 612 and encodes 161 amino acids.
GGUUCACCACUCCAGCGAGUUCACCCCGCGAGAGUUUGUUUACAGACGACAUAGACCGUUUUAUCUACCCAUCGACAGAUCUAGUUCGCUGAAGAUUCAUUCUGGUCAGGACUUUAAACUGUCGACAUGGCGGACGAGGCAGCAAAAACGGAAUCGGGGAAAACUGUUUUGAUUGCCAUAGACGGAAGUGAACAAGCCAGAAAUGCAUUCGAUUGGUACAAAAACAACAUUUUCAAGGACACAGACAAAGUGGUACUGGUCCAUGCCGUGGAAAUGCACGAAAUCCUAAACUCCCAACAGUGGUAUGCCACUCCCUAUAGCUUCGAUAAGGACACCCUGUUUGCUAUCCUAGAGAAGGAGAAGGAGAAAGUGACUGCGAAGUUGGAGGAGUUUGCUCAACUGCUCCGGGACUCUAAGAUAAACGGCACAGUAAAGAGUGUUCAUUCAUCCAGUCCAGGAGAGGGGAUCUGUAAGAUUGCCAAGGAAGUGAACGCCGACCUGAUUAUUACUGGGACACGUGGUAUGGGGAGCGUUCGACGCACCUUACUGGGUAGUGUCAGUGACUACAUCUUACACCACGCCCACGUACCUGUCAUUGUGUGUCGUCACUGAGCGCGCCGACCAAUGAACAAUGUGUAUUUUAGAUACACUUUCUAUAACACCUUAUGAAGGGUUAGUAGUAUUCAUACCUGUACGUUUGGUCUUGUAAUCGGAUGUUUUGUUUUAGAAGUAUACAGGUGAUUAAUAUUACCGCGAGAGUAGAUGCUACAUGUACAAAAAUGUAUAUUUGUUUUGAGUGUACCUCUGUGUAUAGACCCGGUAUAGUUUGUUGUAGCUGGUUAUUAGUGUUUGUGUUGAAAUAAAGAUUUCAUUAUUUUAGGACGACAA